AUGGAAGGCACGGAAGGCUCAAGCGACGACCAUCCAAUUGUUAUUCCUGAACUCAGCAUGAAUAUGUUUGAAUUGUUCCUCUCAGUUGCAUACAGCAGUUGGAAACCUGAAGGUCCCACUCAUGACGAUGUUGUUGACCUUCUUCGAUUCAGCAACAAGUUCAUGAGUCAAAAAGCUCGUGAUAAGUUCUUCGUUCCCACUUUUCGCCGUCUCAUUGAAUUUCGUGUUCGCAAUAUUCCAGGACCAGUGCGAAAGAGACUUGGGUUUGAAGUCUGGAAUGCAUUUGUGGAUUUAAAAGAGCUUCUUGAUGAGCACCGCCGCAUUGUUGCCUGCGAGGAGCCGCCCAUUAUUGAGCAUUCACCAUACUGCACCGACAACACCACAUGUUCCAUUGACUGGCGGCAACUGUGGUGGAACUCGAUGGCCCAUUUUCUCCUUGAUGGUCGCAAUCCUCAAUAUUUCCGUGAAGCCGUCGAGCGCUUCCAGGAGCUUGGGUCCGAGAUUGGAAGGAUGAAUCCAGAGUGCUGGAAGAUCCUGCUUCAAACAGUGAAAAAAGGAGCAGCAUUCCAUCUCACUGUUGAUCUUGUUGAGGAGACGGCUCAGCAGUUGUCGGCGGCUCUGAUCACGGAGCCUGGCCCAAUGCUGACACGUGCAGAGUUGGAUACCUUGGGCUUGCCAAGUCAAGAAAUUUUAUGA
This is a messenger RNA of Suillus clintonianus, 696 nucleotides long. RefSeq lists its product as uncharacterized. The coding region runs from base 1 to 696 and encodes 231 amino acids. The transcript is spliced from 3 exons. The record is from RefSeq and is a predicted model, not a curated record. NCBI's taxonomy places the organism in Eukaryota, Fungi, Basidiomycota, Agaricomycetes, Boletales, Suillaceae.